Molecule: messenger RNA, 1606 nt
Organism: Prosopis cineraria
Lineage: Eukaryota; Viridiplantae; Streptophyta; Magnoliopsida; Fabales; Fabaceae
Exons: 6
Coding region: 94-1431 (445 amino acids)
Source: RefSeq, a predicted model, not a curated record
GAAUUUGAAUGCUACAACGUUGCCAAUAAUUGGCUGUCCGUAUUCCACAUUCCAAUUCAACCCAGCUGCAUCUGCAGCCCACUCGCUCAUACCAUGGACGAAGAAGCGCCUCCUCCUCCUCUCGUCUCUCUUCCCCCCAUCCUCCCUUCCUCCGGCCGCCGCCUCUCCACCGCCUUUCUCCACCCUAUUCCACCCCUGUCGUCCCCCGCCAACCUUGCUUGGGUCUCUCUCCAGGGAAGACUGGUUAACUCCGAAGAAGCCAGUUCCGUCCGAACCAUUCGGGGUGGUUUAACCCCACAAGAAGCCCUCGCUUGGGAGCUCUUUACUCCCAUCCAGAGGUUCCUCAUCGUCGCCGUCGUCGGUGUUGCAGUUGCUGAAUCCAAGAAAAGCUACCAGAUAUGGCAGCUGAAGAAGUCCGUCGAACUCAGGGAUCAGGUGCUAUCGAGCAUGCAGGAGAAGCUUGACAGUCUCUGCGAGUUGGUGAACCAUACUAAGGAACACUCAAUUGCGGCAAUGAAGAAGUCAAUGCCAAAGAAUGGAGAAUUACUGUUGAGUGAACUGUGUGGCUCUGAGAAAGCUCAAUUCGCUGAUUGCGAUUACUGGCCUAGUGAUCAACAGUCUGACUUAUUUGCGGUUGGUUGCUCUUCAAAUUUCCGCGGCACUUGCGCGCAGGAAGGCUCAGUCACAGAAGAUUCCGGUGGGAAUGAAAUGCUACAUCGAACACCCUUAUUUAUUGAAGAACAAGAAGAGCGGCGAAUGUCUGACUUGUCUUGGGCUUCAAGCGUAACAUCAGCUUCUGAUUUCCAGUUAAACAGCCUGGCUUUAGAGCAAGAUCUCCUUAAUCUCAAGAGAGAUUGUAGAGAGAAGGAUACCAAAAUACAGGAGUUGUCUCACCUUCUCAACUUUUCUGAAGUUUCCAGAUCCAAGCGAGUUGCUGAAUUAGAAGACAUUGUACGCAGGAAGAAUUCGACAAUUACAAAAUUAAAGAAGGAGUUGGUGGUUUUAGAACAAAAGUUUGACGAUUUAUUGCAGGUUGUGCAGCUUUCAAGGCUUCGUAGACCCUCCUCUUCUUGCUGUGACUCACACGAUGACCAGGUUGCGCACGUGAGAGAGAACCUAUUAUAUGACAUGGAGAGUAGCACUGGCCCCUCAUCUUCUGAUUCAGAUAGCACACCUCUGAACAGUUCAAAAAAAUCCAUUGCCAAGGUUGAUGACGCUCAUGUACCGAACAGAAGUUGCACUUCUGCGGGUAAUCAGAAAGUUAAGUCAGCAAAAUCCAUUGGCUCUUCAGGGAGAGCACUCGAGCAACAUUUGGAAUGUCGUUCUUUGAGUUCUCAUAAAGUUUCAGGAAAUCGAAAAUUAACCGCAGCUUCUUCGAAACCAAACCGAUUCUCAGCUCAUGCGGACUUGAAGAGUAGGAGACGAUCUUAAAGAAUGUAGUUUGUGAGAGAUUUGCCGGCGAGGGGUGUAGUUUUAAGAAGCAAUAUAUUCACAUAAACAUUCCUGGUCAUUUUUCGAUGGCCAGGCCUCACAUCGGAAUUUGAUAUUAGCAGCAUCAUCAAUGUAUAAGAUAUCGAACAGUUGAAGUCGCCGGGGUUAUUUUUUA